Molecule: messenger RNA, 3041 nt
Organism: Colius striatus (speckled mousebird)
Lineage: Eukaryota; Metazoa; Chordata; Aves; Coliiformes; Coliidae
Gene: RHBDD2
Product: rhomboid domain containing 2
Exons: 5
Coding region: 1-1314 (437 amino acids)
Cellular component (GO): membrane
Molecular function (GO): serine-type endopeptidase activity
Source: RefSeq, a predicted model, not a curated record
AUGAGCCAGCAGCCAGUGACCAGGGAAAGGGCAAAUAAACAACUAAACGUUCAAAGGAGGGGGCUGGGGAAAGCCGCCCCCCCCCCACUCCCGCGCGUUUCCGCGGCAACGGGGCGUCGCCGCAGCGCCUCGUGUUGCCACAGCAACGGGCCAGGCCUUCCGCCGCCGGCCGGAAGUGGCGGUGCGCGCGGCAGCAUGGCGGCGGCGCCGCCGGCGGCCUCGGCUCUCACGCUGCUGCUGUCGCUCGGCGCGUCCGUGCCCGGGCUGCUGCGGGGAGCUGCCGUCGCCCGCUCCGCUGCCUCGCUGCGGCCCGCCGCCCUGCGAGCGGGGGAAGUUCACAGGUUGGUUACCUACAUCUUUGUCUAUGAAGACCUGAUCUCCUUGACCUGUGGGGCCAUUAUCAUCUGGUAUUUUGCCAGCAGCUUCGAGAGGAACGUUGGCACCGUGAAGCACUGCUUCCUCACCCUUGCCUUUGCCAUCCUCUCUGCCCUCCUCUACCUCAUACUUGAGACUGUUGUCUCGAGGGUGUCAGAGGUGGAAGAUGCCCAAGGGUUCAUGCCAGUGGCUUUUGCUACGUUGGGUGUAUCCAGUACCCGCUCACGGAUGAAGAGGACUCUGGUUUUGGGGUGUAGAGUUCCAGUGGUGCUGCUGCCAUGGUUUAUGCUCUGCAUAGCAUGGUUUAUCCCCCACUCUUCUCUGCUGAGUAACCUGUGUGGGCUCCUGGCUGGGGAAGCCUAUGGUCUUGGCUACUGUUGCUGCUUGGAUUUUCCAGAGUCAGUGGGCUCUAGGCUGGACCAAGUGUUCCCUUUCAGUCUGCUAAAGAGGAUCCCAGGGCUGAAAUACAUCCCAGGCUCUUUAGCAGAGAGAAGAACCUUUGAAAGCAGCAAGAUUAACCCUGCACCAGGAGCCUACCCCACCCAAAGCUACUCCUUUCCACCUCCGGCUCUUCCUGCUUUCCAGACCCAGCACCCCAAUGCUCAGAGCCAGGGGUUCCAACACAGCUGCACUCCAGGAUAUGGCUGUGCUGUGGGACACAAGGGACCUCAGCAGGGCCAUGCUACAGGACACAGCCUCUCUCGUUCCCCCUCCCAAGCCAGAGGUGCCUUUGGGGAGUGUGCUGUGCAGGCCCACGCUGCAGCCUGGCCUGGGCAGUGCCAGCCAGGCAAGUUCUCUCCUCCACAGCGUGUGUGCCCAACAGAUCCUCAGACACCCACAGGCCUGGCCUCCCUAGUUGGGAUUCAGCAAGCAUCAGGGUACCCAGCAGCCACAGUGGCUCCUGUUUCAGCUGAAUUUUCAAGAGUCCAGGUGUACUGAUCCUCCAGGUAGCAGCAGGUCCUUCCUCCUGUGGCAGGACCACUGUGUGAUGCUCAGGCAGCAGUGCCUUGCUGCCAUCCUCGCAGUGGAAUGAGCUGCUUGCUCCAAUGCAGGCCAUUCCCCUGCUCCCUGGCUACUUGAAUUACAUUCCCUUUCUGAUGUUUUCAUUGUUACUUUUUACUUCUUGAUAUUGCUCAGGGCUGGGGACUCUCACCUCUCUGUGCUUCUCAUCCUUUUGGGGUCUUUUUUUCCCCAGUGUAUUUAGCAGCUGCCUUUUUCCACACUGCCACUAGAAUUACAGCUCAUCAGCUCCCUGAGACCCAAACUGUCAAAACACUGGACUAAUCUGGGCUUUAACUAGGCUGCAGCAAUAAGGCCAUGUCCUGUCUACACUGAAGCUCUUAGCUUUCCAUCUUGCUUACAGGUGUUAUGUAGCAAGGACCCAAAAGAGGUUGAAAUCAUGGAAGCCUUAGAUGAUAAAUUAACACCUGAGUGGAGGAGGACAGAUUGUUCUACUAGUGACUUCUCCACUAAGUGUGCCUUGAAGGGGGCUUUGUUAAACCAGGGCUGGGGAAAGAGGACAGAAUACACAGUGUACUUUUCUACCCCCUAAAACACAGCUUGAAAAUGCUGAAGAUCUUUCUCAGCUGUAGUCUGUGCAUGCAUCAACAUGCUGCCUUCAUGUUCUGAGAGCACUGCACUGCUCUGCCUGUUGCCAGUGCCUGUGGAAAAGGCAACCUCAGCUGCAUGCAAAGUAGUGGCAGACUCCUCAGUGAAUGAUUUUGGCCAUUUGUGGAGCAAAUACAUAUAAAUUCCAGGAGCCUGGGAGGAACCUCAGCAGUGGCUGCUAAUAAUUAACUGGAAUGUAGCAAUGCCAUUGGGGGUGUGCACACUGCUCAGCUUUAGAUGUCUUGCCCACCAAUAUUAGCACAGUCUCUCUGUUUUCUUCAGAGCUGGUGAAAAGAUGUGUGGGAGAGGGGAGUUUUCAGCAAGGGAUACAGAGGAGGGUGCAAUGUUUGGUGCCUGUGGCAGUAGUGGAGAAGUUUGGUCGAGUAGCUGGGAGCUGUGCUGUAUUUCCAGCUGUGUAGCUGCUUUACUCUGCCAUGCCCAGGAAGAAUCUGCUACUCUUGUGUCCAGGAUCUCAACUAUUGCCCUUGACUCUGCUUAGAGUUUGUUGUGCUAAAAACAGAGUGCCAUUACUGCUCUUGGAGAAGUUCUUGCAGUGCCUAACCUGUGCCCCUGAAACCACAACAGCCUCAGGGCUCUUCCAUGCUGUGAGCAAGCUGGAGUCACAAGCUGAGUGCUCCAAACCACACACACGUGUUUCUUUUUCCCUUCUUCAGUGUUUCAGUGAGCAGCUCUGCUCCCAAAAGUGGGCACCCCUGGGCAGGGGCUGUCUGAGCUUGAGCCUGGAGUUGGCAGCCUGCUGCAUCUCGUCCCUGGUUGUUUCACUCCUCCAAGGGAUAUCACAGGCUUUGUGGUCCUGUUUUUCCUGAGCUGCUGACAGCAGUUGCAUUUGUUAUGUGUUUAGUGCAGAGCAAGAACAGGCUGAGGUGCUUGUUUGGAACUUAAAAGCAUGUUUUCAAUACUGUGAAGGAAAUGACAGAGAUAACAUUGAAAUGUUGAUACUCCACUCUCAGUAGUGCCUUGAUUUUCCUCCUUGUGAGAGCCUCAUCUGGAAACCUAAGAAUUUGAUCUGUUUUUUCCAGAAAGGAUUGGUAGCAACC